GAGUUUUUUUAUUUAUAAAAAUGGAUUAAUGGAAUGAAUUUCUUUAAGAUACAUUUGCAGGUUCAAUUGGAGGAAUUACAUUUGUUUUAAGCGCACAUCCAUUUGAGUAAUAAUUAAUAUGUGAUUGUAGCACAAUUAAAGUAAGAAUGUAGAUGGUUUCUGAAAAUACAUCAAUUCUUAAAACAGCCUAUAAAAUAUUUAAAUAUGAAGGAGUAUUAUAAUAUAUAUAAAUAUUAGCCUUUUGCUUUCUAUAAAGGAGUUGUAUCACCACUAUUAUUUAGUUUUCCAGUUUCGGCAACAUUGUUUGCAUGUUACGAAUAAUAUAUGAGAUAUUUCUAAGUGGAUAGAGAUUCAUAUUAAAUAAUGCAUUGUAUAUCUAAUUCAUAAAGUAGGGGGUGUUGGUGGAGCUUAUGCUGGAUUUAUAUAGAGUUUUGCAACAAGUCCAUCAGAACUAUUUAAGAUUGUAUUCCAAAUGUAAAUCUCAGAAAGAAAGCGUAAAUCUGUUCUGAGAUGUAUGUUUGAGUUUGUCAAUAAGGAAGGAAUAGCUGCUGUCUUUAAGGGAGUUAAUUCAACCAUUUUCAGAGAUAUCCCUUAAUAUGCAACAUUCUUUAUAGCUUUUGAAUCUACAAAAUAGUAUAUACAAAAUUAGAAAGGAUAUUUAAAUAUAUUCGAUCAAUUUAUAGCUGGAAUAACUGCUGGCUUAGUUUGCAUUAGUUUUUCUUAUCCUUAGGAUAUUGUUAAAACCAAAAUCUAAUAUGAAAUCCUUGAAUCUAAAUAAAAUCGAAAGUAUAUAGGAAUUGAUGGUGGUAUAUCAAAGUGCAUUAAAGAAAUAUAUAAAGAUGCAGGUUUUAAGGGUUUUUGGCAAGGAUUCAAUAGUUGUGCAAUCUAUUAUAUGGUAGCAUGUUCAGCACAAUUAGUUGGGUAUUAGUUUUAAACAUUCAUAGAUAUGAGUAAGGUCGAAUCUUUUGGGAUACUUACCUUAAAUAUUGAUAUUUAAUUAUUCUAUUUAC
Molecule: messenger RNA, 1010 nt
Organism: Paramecium sonneborni
Lineage: Eukaryota; Ciliophora; Oligohymenophorea; Peniculida; Parameciidae
Source: the annotation of a GenBank genome assembly